Molecule: messenger RNA, 1000 nt
Organism: Erigeron canadensis
Lineage: Eukaryota; Viridiplantae; Streptophyta; Magnoliopsida; Asterales; Asteraceae
Exons: 5
Coding region: 55-636 (193 amino acids)
Source: RefSeq, a predicted model, not a curated record
UCUGUUUAAUUUUCAUUUCUGAAUACAAACAAUCACAGAAGAGAAAAAGCAGCGAUGGCGAGGAAAUCAACAAAAAAGCCACCGGCGGCAACUAAAAACCGAUCACCGAGCGAAUCACCGCCAACAUUCAAGUUCAAUUUCAGCACCUGCUUCAACAACGCUGUUUCUUCAACAUACUCAUCUCCAAUGAAAAACAUCAACAUCACAUCACCUGUAGAUCUGCCUACCGUCAUAUCACCUCCACCGGCGCCGUCGUCACUAACCAAAUCGCUUAGCUCAAUCGCAGAUCUGAAGGAUACGACGUCAUCUAAUGUCGAUUCGAUUAAGCGUCAUCUCGAGUUUUCGCAUGCUGAGAUACUUAAGGAUAUUGAAGCUUCUCACUCUCGCCUUCAUAAACGAUUUAAGAUUCAAAACCAAGCAUGCCUGCAAACAAUGGAUGAAGUUGAGAAGGAAUACAAGAAGGUGAAUGAUCGAAUAAAAGAAAGUCGUGAUGCAAUGCAGGCAUCAUAUAUGGAGCUCAUUGCAGAAUCACAGGCUAGCACUAAUCGUGUAUGCAAAACCAUCCUCCCUGAACUUCUGCAGUCUAUGGACAAAGCUGUUGAUGGUCUAAGGAACCGAUAUGGAAUUGCAUCUUAGAUUCACUUUAGCUACCAGUUGCUUUUAGGAAUGAAUCUCAGAGUGAAGCAAAAGUAUACAAACGAGAUCUUGUUAGUCUCACAAGGUGAUGAAGUUACUUUUUCUUAAACUUGCUGUUCAUUUAGUACUAGUACAAUUCAAAUAAAUGGAAUUCUUACUUAGAAUGCAAAGACUUCAGUACAGAAUGAUAUAGGUAGAUCAUCAAGUGGCUCCACUUGACCGUAUAUGGCAUAUAUCUAGGUUUUAAAUAAUACUCGUAUGUAAUGACUGGAUUGGAAAAGGAUUGGGAACGGUAGACAUUCUUGAACUCUAAUGUACUUGAGAAUGUUUGGCUUUGUAUACAAUCGUCUGGAUGCUUUUCGAA